This is a messenger RNA of Mercenaria mercenaria, 2420 nucleotides long. RefSeq names its product tumor necrosis factor ligand superfamily member 14-like. The record is from RefSeq and is a predicted model, not a curated record. NCBI's taxonomy places the organism in Eukaryota, Metazoa, Mollusca, Bivalvia, Venerida, Veneridae. Gene Ontology annotation, cellular component: membrane. The transcript has 5 exons. Gene Ontology annotation, molecular function: tumor necrosis factor receptor binding. The coding region runs from base 64 to 993 and encodes 309 amino acids. Gene Ontology annotation, biological process: immune response.
UUGACAUAAUAAAGUGGAAAUCCAAUAUAACAUUUAUAUUUAUAUCAGCAAGUAAUCUAUAAAAUGGCGGACCAGGAAAAUGAUUUUGUUAAGGAAAAAAUGUUGUGUAAUAUGGAGAAAACGAACGUCGAAAAAAUGUCUUGGAAAUCGAAUGCGGAAAAGAAGACUUCAAAACAGACAACAAAAUAUUUGGUUGUCAUCCUAAUAUUGCUGAAUAUUGGGCUGAUGAUGUCAUUGAUAAUCCUUGUUGUGAAAUGGCGAGUAACUAGACAGAUUGCACUUGAACCACGUGAACAAACGAUGUGUCUUGCGUGUAAGGAAUUGGGUCUGCUCAGUGAAGAACUACCAGAGGAAGUGAAAGGGAAAAUAUCGAGAACACAAAGGGAACAGUCAGAGGAAUGGGUUUGCUGCGGAUACACAAGCAGCAUUCUGGACUGGAUGGUGUCUGAGGCAAUAGAAAGUAAAGACACAGGAGUUAAGUCAAGUUUAUAUCCCUUAGUAUCGAAAGAAUGCAAACAUACAACAAAAGUUCUUCCUUCUGCUCAAAUGAAUGGAAUAUCCAUGUUUGAAAUGGAGAAUGAAGGUGUAGGAGAUAUAAUUCGCUGGCAAACAUCCGAGUCAUUUCUGAAAGGUGGUAUCACCUACAAGGAUGGAAAACUGACAAUAAAGGAGCCAGGCUACUAUUAUGUAUUUUCACAAAUUAUGUUUAGAAAUGUUCAGAAAACCACGCCAACUGUGGUCACAUACGAAGAAAACCCUACACGUCUAGACCACUACAUGCACCACUAUUCCAGGAAGGAUGGAACUACGCGAAAGAUCCUCGAAGCCUCAAAGUCACUGUGUGAAAUGCCCUCUGCAAAUGAUAAAACCACAAGUACUAUAGGAGCUGUGUUUUACUUGGAGGAACACGACGAGAUAUUUGUGAACACUUCGUACCCAAAAAGCCUGGUACCAAGCCAGGAGGGGAAUCAUUUCGGGUUGUAUCUGACCUAAAUGCAACAAAAGAAUAAUGCAUCAAGAUAUGAAAGAAAUAUAUAAAUCUGUAAUUUCUUUGUAUGCGUGAUGUCAAGUAUUUUUAGAAAUAUGGUUUGUGUUUUUUUAUGUGGAAGAAACCUUAAAGGCCUAGAUCCUCUAUUAUAUAAGUGUCCCCCCCCACCCGCAAUCCAAUAUACAACUCCCAUUUUAUCUGCUGAUUAUCAGCAAUUAUGUAAUAGUAACUGAUUAGAGGGCAAUUAGCACAGCAAGGGUCCCAACUAGACCAAGAAGAUGUGUGCAGUGGAGUUGAAAGAAAUUAAUUUUCCUUCAGUGAAUGUGGAAUAAUGAUAAUUAUUAUUAUUUUGAUAUUAUAUAGAUAAUAAUUUUUAUUAUUUUAAUGUUAUAUUGAUGAUAAUAAUAGUAAUAAUAAUAAUAAUUAUUACUAUUAAUAAUAAUAAUAAUAAUAAUUAUUAUUAUUAUUAUUAUCUAAUAUUACAUAUUAAAUAAUAAAACAUACAGUAAUAACAUUGAAAUUAAUAAUGAUAAUAAAACACGGUUUAGUGAAAACUCAGUUCUUUGUGUUGACAAACAAUAUUUUCCAAUAUCAUAAAAUGGUCAUAAGGAUAAAAGUGAUCCUUCCAUUAUAUUUAUAUAGAAUACUUAUAAAAAGAAUGGGAAAAUGAUUUUCUCGUAUUCAUGCAAUCACCAUUAUUUGAAUAUAAUACUACUGGGUAUAUUGUGUUCCAUCUACUCUGAAUAUUCAAUUUCAGUAAGUUGCAAAAAGUAUACUUUUUUUUAUGCAUUACUUUGUAACACGGAAAUGCACAUUUGGUUUUCAAGUUUAGACAAAUGUUAUUAACAGUAUUCUGCAAGCUUUAGAUGAGUGAAAGUCAUAUUUUUCUGAAAUAUCACAAUUCUCCAGACACAAUUUGAAAAAAUAAAAACGUAGUACUACUUAUUUCCUAAAGAGUUAUUUCCUAUUAAAGUAAGUUUCUCGUUAUUUUAUUAUUGUAUAAAUAAGUUUCUUAUUAUUUUAUUAUUGUGUUUGAUCAACAUAAGAAAUGCAAAAAAAAAAGAGUAUAACUUGAAAAGUUAACAAUAUUUAUUGAAUAAAUUACACUAUUUCCCCUUCUCACUAACUGAUACACUUGUAAGAUAGACUGACUCUCCAAAAAAACAAUGACCCUUGUUUAUUGGAACCAUACUGUGAUAGUCAUUAGCCCCCAACUGUGCUGGUGAAGACAGAAAUCCCUUGGCCCACUGUCAAGAUCUAGGCCUGAACAACAUUGAAAUCUGUUUUACUUAAACUGACAUAAAGAAAUACCGAGAAGGGGUGUGGAGCGGCAGGCAAAAUACUUUUUUAUCGUAAAAGGAUACCUUUAUAUUGUUUUUGUUUUGAUAAUCAUUUUAACAUAUUUCUGCCAUUAAAAUAUCUACAAAUACUA